UUUAAUUUCAUUCGUCAACAUUAGAUAAAUUGCCAAAAAAAAUAUUUAUUAUUAUCAUUAUUAUUUAUUUAUUUAUUUAUUUUUGGACAAGCGCGUGUACCAAAGAUCAUCAAUGGAAGUUGAACACCUCUCCGUUCUCAAAGCUUGAAUCUUUUUUCAUCUUUCUCUUGUUGUUCUUCGAAACAUCUCCUUUUCUUCUCAUUCUCAACGACAACACCACCAUGGAUCGCAAGAACACUAUUCCACAAGAAACAAGCAGGAUACUUGUGGAGUUCUUGGAAGUGGCUGUGACCUCCAUUGUGUUUCUCAAAGGUGUUUAUCCCCCAGGGGCAUUUGAGAGGAGGAGAUACAUGAAUGUUGUGGUGAAAAAGGCGAAACAUCCAGAAUUAUCCAGCUACAUCCACUCUGUUACCUCUUGUUUGCAGUCAUUCAUCCAAAAGGGAUUGGUGGAGAGAGUGGCAGUGAUCUUUUACGACGAAAAGCAGGCCCCCAUUGAAAAAUUUGUGUUUAAACUUGCAGUGAACCAGACAUACCACUCAAAGGUCGAAGAAAAUGACUUAGAAUUCGCUCUUCGUGCUUUCUUGAUCAAACUGACAGUUGCUGAACCACUGACAAAAACCCUUCCGGCCGGUACCCGGUGGGAGGUCACUUCAUAUUUUCGAACUCUUCCUCAAGAAAGCAGCACCAAGAAUGCACAUCUUUGGAUUCCAACAGACACAAAACAGUGGCUUCAGCCUCCAAGAAUAACACCGAUAAAGUCCAUGAGUAGCGAACCUCUAAAGGUGCAAAUGUACCUUGAGCACGCCAGCCCUUCGGAACCAAAGAAUUUCGAAGAGUGAGGAUAAUAAUGACCUUGUUAAAUUAUACUUUUUCACGUUAACAAAGCAUCAAAUACCUCUCAUUAUAAAAGGUGAUGAAGGGAGUUCUCAUCAUCGUAAGGCAGUAAACAAGAUUUGAGAAGGCGAUAGCAAUAUCGGUGUGUGUUUGUGGUUAAAGGUGAAGGAAGAAGGCAGAGAGGGAUGUGGUGGAGAAAGAGGAAGAAAGGAUUUGAUCUGAUAUCCUCUUCUGAGUACUGAAUGGAAGAAGAGGUGUUAUAAAUUGAAUGCAUAUGGGCAAGUCAUGUGGCAAAGGAAGGCCAAGCCUUUCUUCUGGUUUUUCUUUCUUUCUACUUUUACCUGUGUUAAUAUUAAAGAUGCUGCUUCCUGGGCUCUGACCUAUCUAUUGGUACAAAACUAAUGGAAAUUCCAAAGGGAAUUGUAGUUUGUGUUUGCAUAAGGUUUAUCCGUUUAUGUUAUGUGUUUUUGUCACUUUUGGAAUUUCCAAUUCAGAUAUGUGCAUGCCUGAAAUGAAAUGAGUUAAGUUA
Messenger RNA from Dioscorea cayenensis subsp. rotundata (Guinea yam), 1363 nucleotides. Its product is annotated as DNA polymerase zeta processivity subunit. The record is from RefSeq and is a predicted model, not a curated record. The transcript is spliced from 6 exons. Gene Ontology annotation, cellular component: zeta DNA polymerase complex. Bases 222 to 839 code for a protein of 205 amino acids. Lineage: Eukaryota; Viridiplantae; Streptophyta; Magnoliopsida; Dioscoreales; Dioscoreaceae.